GUAGAUAGCGGCUAUCGUCCCUAUCGGCGCGAUAUGGGACGGCGACGCGCGGCGAUCGGCGACGUCUCAGCUAUCGGCGGAUUAGUGGCGAGCCUUGACGUCAGUCGGAGGAGCCCGGCGGCGGCGCAGUGUCUGUGACGCUGUGACGCCGCGUUCAGAGGUGACUGGCUGGAUAAGGUGGCUCCGACAGUGAGUGGUCCGCGGGUCAGUGGAUCCAGGCGUGUGGUCAGUGGAUGGUGCCGGGCUCGUGGGUGACCCACGGAGACACGGGGUCGCCAGGUCGGGGAGGUCCGGUGCCGUGACGGGGACGGUCGGCUGACGCUCGGCCAGCCGCCCCUCCGCCGCUGUCGGGGAGUAGAACCACCCAGCUGUGCCCCCAGCGUCUGUCAGGGAGCAGAACCACCCAGCUGUGCCCCCGGCGUCUGUCGGAGGGUGACCGGCCGGCGCGCCCGGCUGCUGCUGCCGAUCUGACCGCGCAGACCACCAUGGGACCUAACGGACGAGGACUGCCGCUGGUUUUGGUGGCCUUGCUCGUAUCGUCGGCCGUCUCUUCAGACGGGUCGCGGCCGUCCGGUUCGGCCGGCGACUGGAUGCCGAGGCUGCUGGAGCUCAGUGAGGACGAGGUGGUGGACGAGACGCAGCCCGAGGAUGUCGGACAGGCAGCCGUCGAUCCCUGCGUCUCCAUAGAGGACUGCGUCGUCAACUGCACGCUGCCCGACCUACAGGUGGUCAGCCUGCAGUCAACCGACUACCAGUGCCCGACACCCGGCCUGUGGACGAUCACGCUGAACGCCUCCUCGGAGGACGCCGUGCUCCGACUGCACGUGGAGCAGGCCUCUCGGCUGGCGGUGGACGAGUCGCUGACCGUGCUGGAGCCGGACGGCAGCACGCUGGCCGUGCUGACCGAGUCCCAGCCGACGGCCUGGGUGGCCGCGCCCUCCUCCUCACUGGUGCUGGAGUACCAGCAGGAGGACCCCGCCAGCCAGAUCCAGAUCUCCCUGGUGGCCUACAAUCAGACCCAAGAGAAUAAAGAGAUCACGGACAAGAUGUCGGGGACCAUAGAGGCGCCCGAUCAGGCUAACUGGACGGGCGGCGCCGACUACGCCGUGAACACGGAGCACCUCUGGCAUCUGAACCUGCUGGAGACGGCCAGCAGCAUCAACUUCACCGUCCAGAACCUGGAUCUGGACGCCGGGGCCGGCGACCUGCUCAUCAUCGGCGCCGGUGACGGCCCGUACGCCUCCGAGCCUGUCGCCCACCUCUUGACCGGGAGCUUCUCCACACGACACUACCACGUGCCGGCCGGCGAGGCGUUCGUCUACCUGCUGUCCCGGUCCCACGCGGCGCCUCGAACUCCGUUCAAAGUCAGCUACACAGCCGAGAAGGUCAUCGGCACGACGACCAUGGCGCCGACCACGACGGACCGCAACCACCCGCCGACGCCGAGUAACCAGGACUUCCAGCUGGACUGCUACAUCACCGGCACGGAGCCGGGCCGCUUCGUGGACCCCAACGACACAGCCACAGCUCACCUGCGGGAGACGCUGGCGCUCUGGGCCAACGUCUACAAAGGCGACCACAACGUGCCAGCCUGGCGAGAUGUCAGGUCGGACGACGUCCAGUUCAGCGCGUGGAUGAUGUGCGACUACACCUCCGGCUGGGUGGUCACCGACCCCAACUGCGUCCGGGUGACGUGGUUCAUCGAGCUGCUGGCCACCGACGGACAGUGGGCCUUCCUGGAGCCGCAGCUGUACGGCAUCGUCUUCGAGAACGGCGCCGGCAUCAACAAGGACCUGGGCUACCAGUUUUCUCUGACGCUGACCGAGGUCAACAAGACGCUGUGGUGGGCCAUCACCAUCGCGCUGGUGCCACUGGCGCUGCUGGUGUUUAUGGUGGUGAUGUGGAUGAGCUCCCGACCGGCGCACGCCAGAACGGACAUGGACGAUGAAGGCAGCAUUCCCGAAAUGGAAGACAUCGACGACCACAAAUAUGGCAUAGAUCAGGAAAUCAGGCCGUUUGAAGAAGACCGGGUGAAGCAGGCGUUCGCUGGGGAGGACACGCUCAAAGAGUUCGACCCGGAGGUGCACGGCGCCGACCGACACCACUACCUGCCCAAGCGGCCGCUCAAGUCGGCGCUGAAGGCCCCCAAGCCGGCGCCCCCGCCCUCGUACACCAACCCGGCGUUUGAGGGCGACGACGAGGCUGGCGGCGGAGACUCCUCACUGAAACAGGCGCUCAUCGCUUCGACCGCGGCACCAGCUGCGGCCCCGACUCCGGCUCCGGCUGCGGCCGCUCCGGCCCCGGCCCGCGCUCCGGUCCCGACCCCGACCCCGGCCCCGGCUCCCGUGGCUGCGGCUCCGGUGCUGCCGUCAGAGCCGGCCUCUGCCGAGCUGACGGAGCAGCUCAGACUGCUGAACGAGCUCAACAGGACGCUGAAGGAGGAUCAGCCGCAGGCGAGCGGCAUCGAGCUGCCGCGCGUCGACCGGCUCGUCAAGCCGCUCGGCGCGGCGGCCACGCCGAAAAAGUUCGUCAUGAACGAGGAUGGAACUGGAACCGAGGUUGACAUUGUACGACCCGGUAAGAACGUCAUUCAGCUGGAUGGUGAUGAUGACGGCGGAAACAGGAAGUCCUCCCACGUCUGAUCAAGCCGCAGCUGACCAGCGGGCUUCGGAAAACGUGAUGACUAUCGACUACCAUGCAUACAUAUCUGUAUACCCACUGUCAGAGAUACCCUAUAACCAUGUAUGUUUUAGACACUUUUAUCUACAUACUUCGACAGCUUUAAAUGCCACACUGAUGUUGGAUUGUUAGCUAUGUCUAUCUCUGUUUAUUAUGGAUAAGAAAGUUAAGUUGCCUGAUGUCUCGUGGGUACCCACGGGAGGUACGGGCACUAUCGGGAUUGGGUAGGUGAAGAAGUGCCUAACGAGUGGUGGCCGUAAGAGGUUGGUCUGGUCACCUGCAGUCCAUAGUGCCUCACAUCUGAUUUAGGAACGAAUGGCGCGUGACCCAUCGGGAAAAUGUCUAUAACCAUCCGAAUGUGCGUUGUAUCUUAAAUGAAAUACGGUUUGGCUCAAACUCAAACAAAAGGAGUCAGAAACUCCUUAUUGAAAUGAUGACGUUUUAACGUAAAAAGAGACGAAUUUGAAAACAUUGACUUUUCUGGUUUUAGAACCCAAGGUUUUGGUCACCUCAUACUAGGUUUUUAUUUCGCCUGUUCAAUAGAAAAGGUCAGCUGUUCCGGCUCCGGUGUUAUAUACAUACCUAUAGGAUACAUAUCUAUUUGUCGACCGGCGUUGAUUAAGUGCAAUGAAUGAACUUGCAAUUAUGCUAAUAAGAGCAAUUUUGUGAUUUACGUAUUUGUAACCAAUCGUGAUGGAUGAAUGAGAUCAUUCAUAUGUUUGGUGGCAUCUUAUUGGUUCUAUGUAACCAUGCACUAUUCAUAAGCAUUCGUUUCCAAUUCAACGAUUUUAUAGCCAUAUAUCGGGAGAGUGAUGACCAGUCGAAAAAGGGUUUCCAUCAAAAGUAGAAAGGCAAUUGCGUAAACACGGCUCGAACAGAAAUGCAAAAUUGAUAUAAUUUAUUCAUUUACAAAAUAAAUAGUCAUAUGUGG
Molecule: messenger RNA, 3610 nt
Organism: Amphibalanus amphitrite
Lineage: Eukaryota; Metazoa; Arthropoda; Thecostraca; Balanomorpha; Balanidae
Exons: 11
Coding region: 486-2642 (718 amino acids)
Source: RefSeq, a predicted model, not a curated record